AUGGACCACUUCCCGGGAACUUGGGGUCGACCCAGGAACGAUGUUUACGGCGCCUACGAUCCCACAUAUCUUCAGACCACGGGUCCUAAGACACACACCUCGUCGCCGGCGGUGACGGGAACGUCCGUCAUUGGUGUGAAGUUUAACGGUGGUGUCGUUCUGGCCACCGACAACCUAGCUUCUUACGGAUCCCUGGCACGCUUCACUGAUGUUAAACGUCUGCGAGUCUUCGGCGACAACGCCGUUGUCGGCUUCGGUGGAGAUGUGUCCGACAUGCAAUACAUUGAUCGUUUGCUCGAAUCCAUCGAUAUCCGAGAGAACUACUCAACCCAUGGCAACAUGCUCAAUGCCAAGAACCUGCACACUUACCUCGCCAAGGUCUUCUAUAAGCGGCGCUCCGAGUUCAACCCAUUGUGGAACCAUGUCCUUGUUGCAGGCUUCGACGUAGAUGGCAAGCCAUUCCUCAGUUCAGCGGAUCUCCUGGGCACAACCUUCUCCGCUCCUCACCUGGCCACUGGGUUCGGUGCCCAUCUUGCCGUUCCCAUCCUGCGAAGACGGUUCCCUGAAGAGAUGCCCAUUGAAGAAAUCACCCGGGAGGAGGCAGUGUCAGCCUUGAAGGACUGUUUGAAGGUCCUCUUCUACCGUGAUGCCCGCAGUAUCGACAAAUAUUCGAUAGCAGUCAUUACCAAGGAGGGCAUUGAUCUCAAGGAGGAUGAGCAAAUCGAAGGACAGAGCUGGGCAUUCGCGGAGAGAAUUAGGGGAUAUGGCCGUCAAACCAACUAA
Messenger RNA from Penicillium pulvis, 783 nucleotides. It is a transcript of the gene pre4, whose product is annotated as proteasome core particle subunit beta 7. The transcript has 3 exons. The coding region runs from base 1 to 783 and encodes 260 amino acids. The record is from RefSeq and is a predicted model, not a curated record. Gene Ontology annotation, cellular component: proteasome core complex. NCBI's taxonomy places the organism in Eukaryota, Fungi, Ascomycota, Eurotiomycetes, Eurotiales, Aspergillaceae.